Oryza brachyantha (malo sina) is the source of this 2116-nucleotide messenger RNA. Its product is annotated as centrosome-associated protein CEP250-like. The transcript has a single exon. The record is from RefSeq and is a predicted model, not a curated record. Bases 45 to 1643 code for a protein of 532 amino acids. NCBI's taxonomy places the organism in Eukaryota, Viridiplantae, Streptophyta, Magnoliopsida, Poales, Poaceae.
AGGAGUGGAGGAGGUUGCGAUUCGAUUCAUUCAUUCUCUAGGCGAUGGGUAGGAAGAAGAAGAGGCCCGCCGCCGCCGCCGCCGUGGCGGCCGUCGACGAGGAUGCGGCGGUGGGCGUGGGCUCCUCUGCCGCCGCGGCGCAGGAGGAGGAGGAUGACGAGGUUGCGCUGACUCAUUCGGUGGAGGGGGAGGUGGUCGGCGGGGAGACGAUGGCGGAGGAGGCGCCGGCGGCGGCGGGGGACGAUGAGGCGGAGAAGCUGAAGGAGAGGAACGGGGUGCUGCUGAGGGAGGCCGCCGGGGAGCGGGCGCGGGUGGCCGCGCUCGCCGCGCGCCUCGACGGGGUGCUGGCGGACGCCGGCGCGGUCGCCGCCGGGGAGCGAGACGUGCUCCGGGUGGUCCUCGCGGGGGUGCUCGCCGAUGCCUCCGAGGAGGCCGCGGCGACGCGCGCCCGCCUCGGUGCCGCGCGGGAGUCGCUCGAUGCCGCGGCUGCGGCGGCGGCACGGGCGGCGGCAGCCAGGGGCGAGGUCGCGGUGCGGCUGGAGGCGGCGGUGGCGGAGAAGGGCCGCGCCUUGGAGCUCCUCGACGCAAAGGAGGCUGAGCUGGGUACCGUCUCCUCCAAGCUCGCUAAAUCGGAGUCCAUGGCUGCCGAAUUGCAGGCGGAGAGCGCCCGGCUCCGUGCAGAAAGUGGUGAACUGGAGAAGCGAUUGGAGGAGACGAAGGCCUCGGCACGGCACGUCGAGUAUGAGAAGGCCGAGGUGGAAGAAAGCUUCGAGGAGUUCAGGAAGAACACCGAGAAGUACAAGCAGCAGAUGGAGGAGAAUCUUGCGGUAAAAUUGGGGGAGCUGAACCUUCUGAGUUCCAGCAAAGCAGAAAUGGCGGCGAAGGUUGCAUCUCUGGAGUCUGAGCUCUGCUCCGCCAUGGCAAGGAGCUCGGAGUUGCACUCAGAGAUUGAGGCGAGCAAGACAGAGCUAACCACAGCGAAGACAGAGUCACAGAAGCUUCGAUCCGAGCUUGCAGAGGCUGAAAAGAAGCAUCGCAUGGCAGAAGCCAAGGUGAACGAGCUCCAGAUUAAGAUUGACGAGACGACGAACACGAAGGAGGCGGCGGCGGCGGCAUUCGACGCGGAGAAGACAACGAUGGAGAAAGCACUGCACACAAUGAACAUGGAGGCGAACAGGAUUCAAGCCGAGAAGGACGCUGCCGUAUCCAUGGUGCAGCACAAAUCUGACGAAUCUGAGCAACUGAAGGCCGAACUGCACAAUCUCCACAGCUCAAUCUCCAAGCUCCAUGGCCGCUGCAACGAUCUCAGCGCUCAAUCCUCCCGCCUCCAAGACGAGAAGAGCUCAAUCCUAAAAGCGCUCGACGCCGAGAAAUCCACAUCAACCAAGCUGAGGCACAAGCUCAGGGAGCUCGAGAGCUACGUCAGCAACAAGAACAGCGAGAUUGGGACUCUGAAUUCAGAACACGAGGACAAGGAGCAGACGAUGGAUGGCCUGAGCAGGGAGAUCGAGCGGCGGCGGCUCGCCGUCGCCGAGGCGCUCGAGAGGGGGAGCAAUGGCGUGUGGACAUGGAUGUGCCAUCCUGCUACCACCACCGUGCUCGCCGCUGCUUCUGUCGUCUACGCUGCUGCUAGUAGACGAUGAACAGUUAAACUCUGAUACCCUUGCCUUCAGUUCAGUUCAGUUCAGUACAUACAAACUUGAAAAUAACCAGGCUUCGAUCUUUUGUUAUCUGCCACAGUGCUGCUACUAUGUGAUGAUUAACCUUUUGGUGGUGUGAAAUGAAGCCAAAUUUAAUACGAAGCAUAUCAUUUAGCUGCAUGUUUACUUGAAUUUGAGUUGCUUGUUGUUCAGAGAUCUUCCAUUUUGGCCUUAGUCAGGAUUAAUGGCAUGGUGCAAACUAUAAACUGCUGGAUGUCAAAUUUAUUCUCACUAGUCCUAUGUGGUAGUAUGAGUCACCAACCCUCUUGCAGCAGUAAAAGGUAUUUUUUACAAUCAGAUCAGUUCAUCACAGAAAAGAAAUGCUUGGAGUUCUGGAUCUGAUCCAGAGCUUACUGUCAAAUGCAACAACCACCUAAAUUCCAUUAGUUUGAGAAUAAGAGUAUUUUUUCAGAUAA